AUGUCGCGAACAACAACUCACAAGAAACAAUCCACAAACAGGAACGUCUCCGUCGACCGAGAAAGACUCUCUAAUGCCACAAUUAUCGGCCUUUUUGUUAUUAAUGGGAACUCAGUCCAAAUAAAACUGCCCUCCAAAAAGUCCAUUAACACUUUGGCUCAUCUAACUAUAGCCAAAGCAGACAUCAAUGGUGUUAAUGUCAAUACAUUAGUUCAGAAGCAGUACGUGUUUGAUCAACAUUUAGACAAGAAUGGACGUCGUGACUGGGAAGUAGCAAUAUUCAAUGCACUGUCGAGAACACUUUCUGGGUCUCAAUACAAACUGACGAAGAAGUCCAACACGACCAAAACAAUUAAGUUAAGAAUAUUCAAGGAAAUUGGUGGAAUGAAUAAAGAUGGCGUCGCUUUAUUUGGUAAAAGAAUCACUGAGGCUAUAUUAGCCCGAAAUAACACAGGAAAGUGGUCACAACAUUCUUAUGUCGAUAUCAAAGCAUUUGACGAGGAGUUUUGCAACAUCUAUAAGGACGUCCUUUCAGAUACCGCAAACGUUAACUCUUCAGUUAGAGCAUCCGCACCACUCUGCUCAAGUGUCGAAGAAUCUGAAAAAUUCAACGGAACAAAAACGUGGAGCGCUUUCACUGUCGCGGACUUUGGAUCGUACAAAGCUGAAUACGCGCCAUGGUUUUAA
Molecule: messenger RNA, 687 nt
Organism: Entamoeba invadens IP1
Lineage: Eukaryota; Evosea; Mastigamoebida; Endamoebidae
Exons: 1
Coding region: 1-687 (228 amino acids)
Source: RefSeq, a predicted model, not a curated record